Vespa crabro (European hornet) is the source of this 3177-nucleotide messenger RNA. It is a transcript of the gene Syx13, whose product is annotated as t-SNARE domain-containing protein 1. The record is from RefSeq and is a predicted model, not a curated record. Lineage: Eukaryota; Metazoa; Arthropoda; Insecta; Hymenoptera; Vespidae. The transcript has 6 exons. Gene Ontology annotation, biological process: vesicle-mediated transport; intracellular protein transport; vesicle fusion. Gene Ontology annotation, molecular function: SNAP receptor activity; SNARE binding. Gene Ontology annotation, cellular component: membrane; endomembrane system; SNARE complex. The coding region runs from base 160 to 969 and encodes 269 amino acids.
GGCUAUUGUCACAUGGGCGGUGCAUUAGAUCGUUUAGGCAACUGUCAUUUUCCAAGUUCGGUACGCGGAGAUAACUCUCUCGGUUUUUUUUUAAAUGUAAAACAACAGGACAAUUUCUAUAUCUAGAUAUUAAGAAUAUCUGUGAUAAAUCUACUCAGAAUGGCUCACAGUUCUCAAACUUAUGGGUCCACAGACCAGCGGACAGAUGUACCUGAUGUAGGAUUUAGUCCUACUGAACUUUAUAAUCUCAGUGAAAAUAUAACCACUAAUAUAUAUACUAUUAAUACAAACUGGAGAACGCUUGAACGUGCAUAUAAGAACAUUGGGACAAAUAAAGAUAGUGCAGGACUCAGGGAUAAAGUACACGAAACACAAGACAGCACAAAUCAAGUUGUAACUCAAACAAGCAAAGAUAUUGCAAGACUUACUGUAUUGAUGAGGCGAGGAGACAAACAACAGAAAUUGCAAAUUGAAAAGUUAACAACCGAUUUUAAAGAUGCAUUACAACGAUAUUCUACUAUGCAAAGGUCAAUUGCUGAAAAAGUGAAGAGACAUAUUUUGACUACAAGUAAUUUAGAAAAUGCUUCUGAAGGAGAUGAUGAAGGAGAAAGACAAAGUUUGCUUCAAAUUCAAGAUGACGAGCGCAGAGCAACACAAAGAACACUUGAGUUUCAACAAGGUUUACUGCUCGAGAGAGAAGACAGGAUAAAGAACAUUGAGGAAAAAAUAUUGGAUGUAAAUCAAAUUAUGCGGGAACUAGCAGCAUUGACAUAUCAACAAGGAGAGACUAUCAACACUGUUGAUAACCAUAUAGAGAAUGUAUAUGGUAAUGUUGAAUUGGGAGCACAAGAAUUAGUUAAGGGAAGUAAUUACCAAAGCAAGUUUCGUCGAAAAGUUUAUCUUUUGUUGUUACUUGCAAUAAUAGUCGUCAUUGUAUUAAUUAUUAUUCUAGUCACUAAAUUAAGUUAGCGCUUCUAACUAAUAUAGGUGACAAGAGUGUAUCAAAAAGGGCUGUCUCAAUCUAUUAUAUACAAUUUUUAGAAAUGCUGCUAUAUUAAAGUUGCUAUUAUAAUUUUGGUAUUUUAUAUACUUGAAUUUGAACUGGAAAGAGAAUAGAGACUUGUUUUGUAUAUGCUCGUAAAGGAAUUAAUGUAUAUUUUGAAUAUAUGAGAGAAACUUUGUUUAUUCUUGAAUUCAUAAAAUAUUUGUUAAUACUACACAUAAAGGCACAUAAAUUCUAUUAUACCGUUGUGCUCUCAAUGUAUCUUUAUUUUCAAUUAUAUUAAGAGUAAUAUAGUUCAUUAUUAAAAUUAAAAUUGCUACCCCAGCAGUAUAAAUAGUUAGAGAGCACUUAUACAAUUUUAUCCAGAAGCUUCUAAAAAUUGACACAAUAACUUCGAAAAACAUAUUGUAUUUUAAAGCCUAUAUAAUAAUCGUGUAUGUCAUUUUUAUAGUACACAUUCGUUCGUGCUUUGCCUGGUCUUUAUUUUAUUAUCUUUAUAUUUUUUACUAAUCUUGAAUAUAAAGAUAAGCGUUGUGUGGCAUUUCUGCUGCUGAAAGUAUUCAAUAUGCAUAAAGUUUAUAAAAAAAUGUUAGCAUUGUUUUGUGACUUCAGAUUUUAUAACAAUUUGUAUCCUUUGUUAAGGCAAUGGAUUAAAAUUUGCUGAUAUUGCUCUGAACUAAUAUAUUUUAUUAUUUUCCUAAUUAAAUAACUAUUACUUUAUUCUUUAAAGAAUUUUAUACGGCUUUUUUCUUUUCUACUCAAUAUACCGUAUAAAAAAUGACAAAGAGAGCAAAUAUAUUAAACAAAUCUUGUUCUAAUCUAUUAAAUCGUUUUACCAUAUAUUUUUGCAAAUCUGCUGAAGCCUAGAGAUAUUUUUAGUAGAAGUUUUUAUAAUCGUCACUUUAGCUAUUGCAAAGUUGUAUAUAAUGCAAUUUUAAGAAAGAAAUACAUUGAGUAUUCAUUGGACAGAUAUUAAAAUGUAUUAGUAGUCUCGUUAAUACAUUCUCAUGAAAAGUAUAUCAUAUUCGCAAUGUUAAUAUAUAAAAGGAAGAAUAAUGAGCUUAUUUAAUAGAUUAAAGGUGAAGAAUUACACAUUGUUUAUCUAUCAUUGAAAGUUAUAUGCUAAAACAUAUUAAUCUUUUAUUUAAUUUUUGUGCCAUUAUGUCGGACACAAUAAUGUGAUUGAUCGUUCUUAUUUAUAUCAAAGUCAGUUAUUCAUUACUCGUUAUCUAUCAAGUACUAAAAAUAUAUUUUUAUUUUACUAAAAAGAUAUUUUUCAGAAUUUAAUAAUGCAUAUUCAAUAGAUUAACUUAUAUAUAUGUAUGUGUAUGUGUAUAUAUAUAUAUAAAUAUAUACAUGUAUAUAUAUGUAUAUAUAUGCAUAUAUAUUAUGAUUAUAUUUUAGUAUAUAAUACAUUAUAUAUAUAUAUACAUAUAUAUGUAUAUGUAAAUUAUUCAACAUGACAUAUUUAUUAUUAAUGAAGAGCCAUGAUAGUUAAUGCCAUUUAUUUGAAUACUUACUUCACUCUGUGCAUGAUUAUAAAAUUGUAUAGUAUAAAAUCUAUACUAAUUACUUAAUAAUCAUUGAUUUAGAGAUGUUUACAUUAAUUAUUUAACAUUUGUCUCAAUAUAUGUAUUAUUUAUGUUUAUUUAUAUACUCAGUUUUUAUCUACGAUUUCCUCGAGUUGUUACGUUGUUCUGUUAGCACUUGUUACUUGAGGCUUCUUUCAAUUAGAUAACUUUAUGUUUGCUGGUUUUGUACAGUGCUUAAGAUAUAUCAAACACAAACACACACGUAUGCACGCACGCGCACACACACGUAUAUUCAGACUUAUGUUAACUCAAGAAAAUCGUAACUCAUUAUUUUUUUUUCCUUUUUUUUUUUUUUUUUUUUUUUAAAUUCAAUUUCGAGUUAUACAUUGAGAGAAAGAGAAUACAAGAAGAUUUUGAAUUUAUUGAAUGUUAUGUAUUUAUCAUAUAUAAGGCUAUAGAAUCAAUUAUGGUUGAUUGAGAUAGUCCCUUUUUGAAAAUCAACUUGAUUCAUAUAUAAUUAUAUUAUAGGCAUUCCACAAUCCAAAAAUCCAGCAAUUACAUUAUCAUUAGGAUUAUAAUCUACAUAUUGUACAUAUAGAUAUUCAUUGACAUUCUAAAUAAAUAGCACUUUAACAAUGAUAA